Gekko japonicus is the source of this 1464-nucleotide messenger RNA. RefSeq names its product protein kinase C epsilon type-like. The transcript has 11 exons. NCBI's taxonomy places the organism in Eukaryota, Metazoa, Chordata, Lepidosauria, Squamata, Gekkonidae. Gene Ontology annotation, biological process: intracellular signal transduction; peptidyl-serine phosphorylation. Gene Ontology annotation, molecular function: ATP binding; protein serine/threonine kinase activity. The record is from RefSeq and is a predicted model, not a curated record. The annotation marks the transcript as partial.
AUGGGCUCAAGCAUGCUGGCCGUGCCCCCUCCACCUCCAAGCAAAUCAUCUGCAUGGCCAGAACGCAUAGAGGAAGUGCCUGUGCGCACCAACUCUCCUCCCCCUGAUCAGCAACAUUUGGAAUUCAGUGUUGCCAAUAAUGGGAAGUCUGCAGAAUUCCCAGGGUGCCUAAGUCCACAUCGAUCGAGGCUCCCUGGCCAAAGUACAUGGAUCUCAUGGGGAGGGACUCAGAGACAGUUUUUGGAGUACCAUGCACCCAAAGACAAUGAAGAACAUGUCUUUAGGGAGCGGAUGCGUCCCAGAAAGCGCCAGGGAGCAGUGCGGCGCAGGGUCCAUCAGGUUAAUGGGCACAAGUUUAUGGCCACCUAUCUUAGACAACCAACCUACUGUUCACACUGCCGGGACUUUAUAUGGGGAGUAAUAGGAAAGCAGGGGUACCAAUGUCAAGUUUGCACUUGCGUAGUCCACAAGCGAUGCCAUGAGCUUAUAAUAACGAAAUGUGCCGGCCUGAAGAAACAGGAAGCCCACGAUGAGGUGGGCUCUCAGCGCUUCAGUGUCAACAUGCCUCAUAAGUUCAGCAUCCACAAUUACAAAGUGCCCACUUUCUGUGACCACUGUGGUUCAUUGCUCUGGGGUCUUCUGAGACAAGGUUUACAAUGCAAAGUUUGCAAGAUGAAUGUACAUAGACGCUGUGAAUCAAAUGUGGCACCAAACUGUGGAGUGGAUGCUCGAGGGAUAGCUAAAGUUCUCACAGACCUGGGCAUCACUCCAGAGAAGAUCACUAAUAGUGGACAAAGAAGGAAGAAGCUUGUUCCAGGUGCUGAAUCUCAGCCACCAGUUCCUGGAUCCUCACCAGGAGAAGAUGACAGAUCAAAGUCAGCACCAACUUCUCCAUGUGAUCAAGAAAUUAAAGAGCUUGAAAAUAACAUUAGGAAGGCUUUGUCAUUUGACAAUCGAGGAGAAGAACACCGGGGAGCAGGAACAGCCUCAACUGACAACCAGUUAAAUGCACUCGGGGAGAACGGUGAAAACGGGGAAGUCAAAGCCCAGAUGAAGCGCAUGGGCCUCGAAGAGUUUAACUUCAUUAAAGUCUUAGGAAAAGGCAGCUUUGGAAAGGUCAUGUUAGCUGAGCUCAAAGGUAAAGACGAAGUAUAUGCAGUAAAAGUCUUAAAGAAAGAUGUCAUCCUACAAGAUGAUGAUGUGGACUGUACAAUGACAGAGAAACGGAUUCUGGCGUUAGCACGGAAACAUCCCUACUUAACUCAGCUCUACUGCUGCUUCCAGACCAAGGUCAUGUUAGCUGAGCUCAAAGGUAAAGACGAAGUAUAUGCAGUAAAAGUCUUAAAGAAAGAUGUCAUCCUACAAGAUGAUGAUGUGGACUGUACAAUGACAGAGAAACGGAUUCUGGCGUUAGCACGGAAACAUCCCUACUUAACUCAGCUCUACUGCUGCUUCCAGACCAAG